CUAUUUGGUCACUGGGGGGACCGGCGGCGGCUGCGGGGGAGCGAUAAGGGCGGAAGGGGACGCGGAGCGGUCGCGUGCGCGGAGGGCAGCUCUGGGCGCCGGGCGGUUGCUGCGGGCGCUCAGGGGCCCAGGAAACAAUGGUGUUGUGCGCGCGGGCCGCGCUGCUGCUGGGCGCGCUGCAGGUGCUGGUGCUGCUAGGGGCCGCGAUGAACCAGACGGACGCUCAGGGCUCUCCAAGUGGAAACCACUCUUCGCUGACCAACGAUGUUAACCAAACAGAGAAUACCACCAUGCUUAUGAUUUCCAACCAGACCAGUGAAAUAAAGACCACUGUGAAGCCCUCAGUACUGCCAAAAACUACCACAGUUAUCACUGCGAAACCUGCAACUAUUGUUAAAAUAUCAACCCCGGGAGUCUCACCGCAUGACACUCCGACGGCCUCAAAGUCUACACCCAAAGCAAGUGCUUCCCCAAACUCCACCCAGACGCCAGCAUCCAUGACAAGCACAGCCCAGAGUAGUUUAUUGACAUCUGUAACUGUUUCAGCAACUACUCAUCCCACCAAAGGCAAAGGAUCAAAGUUUGAUACGGGCAGCUUUGUCGGUGGUAUAGUGUUAACACUGGGAGUUCUAUCUGUUCUCUACAUUGGAUGCAAAAUGUAUUACUCAAGAAGAGGCAUUCGGUACCGAAGCAUUGACGAACAUGAUGCCAUCAUUUAAAGUACUUCAGUGGUCAAGGAAAGAAGACUGCAGCCCUGUCAAUUAUUUUGGUUUAUGUUAGUUUAAAAUAUUAUUUUCUUGGAAGUAGUAUAAGCAAGCCGUGCAUAAAAUGAACAGUGUACUCCGUGAAUAUCUGGAAAUUUCUCAUUCCUAUAGGCAAAGGGUAUAGUCUAGGUAAAGUGAAUAUCUGGAGCUAACAGGUCAUUUAUCCAGGGAUUGUAUUUCCUUCAGUAAGUUAUAGCCAGACAAGUCCUAUCUUCUGAAGUGUGUGCAUGGCAUUGGUUGGUCACGUGACCAGCAGCACUGAGGCAGGACCCGCCUGGCACGCAGACGAGGAGCCCACACUGUGCCAUUCAGGGCUGGGUGAGCCUAAUUCCUGCCUCAGGUCCCACGGUUGCGCUAACCAGCUUUCAACCACGGGUAAAGGAAGCUGCGGCCUUAGGGUUUAGAUUAGAACUCGCGCUCCAAAUACAGCUGCGACGACCACCCGUGCUCAGCCGUCAGGACUUCCUUUGUAGUAAUUUCUGCAAGCCUCAGCGCUCGCUCGCUCGCUCACCCGCCCACCCGGCUUCUGCAGGCGCAGCAGCACGAGGCCUGCUGUCAUGCUGCCGCAGAAACCUGUCCCGCCAUUGGGAACUGCUUUGCACAGUCACUUGUCAGCUUGAGUUUAGACAAUGGUUUUUAGGCAAUGUGGAGCUGCUUCCCUUAUCUAGAAUAUUUUAAUGGAAUACGAAAAUGCCAUUUUUUAAAAGCUCCAUUAUAUGAUUUCCCAGUAUUUAGAAGUCUAUAUUGACCAGCAUCCUGUUUGCUAAGCCCCAGGCCUUUGAACCCACAGGGUACAAAUGCUGUAUUUUUUUUUUUACACUGUCAACUUAUUCAGAUUUGAGAAAAUGACUUUUUAUACUAAAGUGUAUUUUGGUAAAUUCCAGAUCCCCAAGCCCAGUCUGUAUCCUCGGGGAAGACAGCUGCAUCCCAGUAUUUCCAGGGACGUAGCCUCAGGUCACCAGAGCAGCCACGCUCUUUGUGGCAUUGUAAGUUUUAAAGUUUAUACUCAGGUCAAACUCAGGGCUAGGUUUAACAAAGCAUUUAGGCACAAAAGACUAAUAUAGUAUGUCUACUGUAAAGGGACAAAGUGAAUUAUAGCAAUUUCUAAAAGUGUACAAAUAAGCCAAAAAUAUCUGAAUGAGCACACAUCUAUGUUACAAUUAAAAAUUUAAGUAUAACUUUUGUAAUCUGUUUCUGGUUUUCAAAACAACACAAACUACCAAGAAUUUUUUCAUAUGUAAGAAUCAUCUCUAUUUGCUUUACAUCGAUACAACUGACAUGGUAAGACAUGGACGGCUCAGAUUACGCUAUCAGAGAGACGCUAGGAGAUGGGCCGUGGCGGGAGGGAGACGAGUUUCAAACCAGGGCUGAUGCGAUGUCCAUGCUCCUGUUGGCUUGCAGCUCCUGCUCUGCCUCCUGUGAGAGAGCUCAGGGCCUUGGGGCAGUGGGGCCUUGGAAGGUUAACUUGGUUUAUCUGCUGCAUGCUUGGUGUUUCAGUACCCACGGGAGAUCAUCUUGAAUACCUGUUUCUCUAGCACUUUGGAGAUAUAAACCACUUUCUAAAAGCACUAUCAUUUGCCUCUUACAUUUCCACUGAGUUGGGGGUUAAAAGUAAUUUACUUAACAUCGUUUCUAAUGUAUUACUUUCAAAUACCAGGCCUUCUGUUGAAGAGACUUCUUUUUAAUCUGUAAAAAUCGAACGUGUUUCCUAAGCAUAAGUUGUCUUCCAAGUCUGGCUUAAGCUUUCCUAGCUUUUCUAGAGAAUGUGUUUACUAAGAUAAAACAAUGAGUAAAUCCAUACAAGGACUAAUUCACAUAUGAGAGAUGCAACAUAUUUUAUGGUGUGAUAACUUUGUAUCUUGAGGAGAAAGACUACAGCAAACCUUUACUGCCCUUUUUCUAUUGUCAUGACCAAUUUUGGUAUUUCAUUGUUACUAAGAUCUAUUUUUAGAAUAAAAUUUGUUCUUCAUUCAAA
Messenger RNA from Apodemus sylvaticus (European woodmouse), 2739 nucleotides. It is a transcript of the gene Tmem123, whose product is annotated as transmembrane protein 123. Lineage: Eukaryota; Metazoa; Chordata; Mammalia; Rodentia; Muridae. The record is from RefSeq and is a predicted model, not a curated record. Gene Ontology annotation, cellular component: cytoplasmic vesicle. Bases 138 to 719 code for a protein of 193 amino acids. The transcript is spliced from 5 exons.